Molecule: messenger RNA, 1368 nt
Organism: Brachypodium distachyon (stiff brome)
Lineage: Eukaryota; Viridiplantae; Streptophyta; Magnoliopsida; Poales; Poaceae
Product: syntaxin-81
Exons: 7
Coding region: 258-1211 (317 amino acids)
Biological process (GO): retrograde vesicle-mediated transport, Golgi to endoplasmic reticulum
Cellular component (GO): endoplasmic reticulum; SNARE complex; membrane
Source: RefSeq, a predicted model, not a curated record
GCUGCCUCUGUACGCGUCUCCCUUCUCCCUCACGCGGCUGCCUCCCUUCUCUGAGGCAAACAAAACUCCAACCUCGCCGCCCGAUCCGACGCUCCGCCGGCCGGCCGCUGCUCGCAAGUUCUGUCGGUCCAACGCGCCUUGACCGCAGAUUCCUGCGUUUGGCCGGCUCUUGCAGCUGACGAACCCGAGAUCGGCACAUCUCGCCGGCUGCCGGAUCUAGUAGGAGGAGCCCGCGGGUGCUAUUAUUGCCUUCUGCGAUGACGAGGGCUCGGGACAGGACGGAGGAUUUCAAGGAGUCCGUUCGCGUCGCCGCGCUCGCCCAUGGCUACACUGAGGCGCAAUUGGCCGCGCUCAUGUCGGCUUUCAUCAUCCGGAAGCCGAACCCCAAAUCUCCGUUUACAAAAGCAGCAAUCAAGACGCUUGAGAGUAUCAGGGAACUGGAGAAGUUUAUAGUCAAGCAUAGGAAGGACUAUGUGGACACGCAUCGCACCACAGAGCAAGAGAGGGACACCAUUGAGCAUGAAGUUGGUGUUUUUGUAAAAGCAUGCAAGGAACAGAUCGAUAUUCUAAAGAACAGGAUCCAUGAAGAUGAGAAGAACAGAAGCGCGAAGACAUGGCUUAGCACAAGAGACGAGGGCUCUCGGUUGGACUUGAUAGCUCAUCAGCACGGUGUGGUUUUGAUUUUGAGCGAGCGUCUCCACUCAGUAACUGCACAAUUUGAUCGCCUUCGAUCCAUGCGUUUUCAAGAGGCUAUUAAUAGGGCAAUGCCAAGAAAGAAGAUUAAGAAGAAGCCAGAAAUAAAACCAGCUGAAUCAUCCAAGUCAAACCUUGUAUUACAAUCUGAUGUAUCGAGGGUUGGAGAUCAGGAGGUAUCUACUGCACCCUUAAGAGUUCAAGAACAACUCUUGGAUGAUGAAACUAGAGCUCUCCAGGUGGAGUUAGGCAACCUUCUUGAUACUGUCCAAGAAACGGAGACAAAGAUGAUAGAGAUGUCGGCACUUAAUCAUCUUAUGUCGACACAUGUCCUACAGCAAGCGCAACAGAUUCAAUAUUUGUACGACCAGGCAGUGGAAGCUACAAACAAUGUUGAGCGUGGUAACAAGGAGUUAUCCCAGGCGAUCCAGCGCAACAGCAGCAGUAGAACCUUUAUCCUGCUUUUCUUCUUUGUUCUUACUUUCUCUGUUCUGUUUCUUGACUGGUACAAGAACUGAAAUAGCACAUGUAAACGUGGUUCUUUAAAAUUGCGCAAAUGGAUUGAAUUACCACCGGCGUCUCCUAGUCUCUUUAGGGCUUUAGGCGGACCAUAUUUAUGGGCUAUUAUCUUGUUUCAUGCAUAUCGUUCACUGUAAACCUGAGAUUUUGCCAUUA